This is a messenger RNA of Selaginella moellendorffii, 1688 nucleotides long. Its product is annotated as synaptonemal complex protein 2. The transcript is spliced from 12 exons. The coding region runs from base 7 to 1497 and encodes 496 amino acids. Lineage: Eukaryota; Viridiplantae; Streptophyta; Lycopodiopsida; Selaginellales; Selaginellaceae. The record is from RefSeq and is a predicted model, not a curated record.
AGCGCCAUGGCUACUCUUCAGCUCGCUCUCCAGAAGACAUCGAGCAUCAAGAUGUUUGAGCAGCCGCGUCAAGGUCUGCGAGGGCUCGUUGGAAUCGGCAAGCCGGUUGUGCAGCAGCGGAUCGUUCGUCCUCCGGACAUCGCCAAUCCCAGGGUUGGGGAGAGCUUCACGCAUCUCAAGCUCACGGCAGAGAAAAUGCUCCAAGAACAAGCGUGCGUCAGGAGCGACCUGGAAAUCGCGAACUCCAAGCUUGCGAAGGCGGAGGAGGAGCUACGAGCAUUGGAAGCGAAGAACCAGGAAAUCUCCAACGAGAAUGCCAUGCUGAAAGUAAAGCACAGCGAGGACACAAAGCUUUGGACCAGUGUGGAGACCAAAGUCUCGUCAGCCAGCGCCUUCUUCGAGCAGAUCACAGAGACUCUACACGCUCUUGAGAAUCAAGUCCAACAAGCUGAGGCGACCAAGAAGCUCGUUGAAGAAAGGUUGCUAACCAGGGACGAGGUAAUUGAAAAGGACUUGGCAAGGCUGCGGACCAGCUUGCAAGAAGCUACGCUAAAGCUCGAGACUGCCGAGAAGAAUAGCGAGUACAAGCAGCUGCUGCUCAAGGAACAAGAGUCUGCAGCUCAGAAGAUCGCCGCUCUGGAAAAGACGCUUUUGGAAACUCGCAAGCAAUCGGAGCUUCAGUUAGAAGCCAAGCAAGCAGACAUUGCGAAACACCUCAGGGAGUUAUCGCAGAAGAACGAUCAGGCGAUGCUUGAGAUGAAACGCCACGAGAUAAACAAGCUACAAGAGAGCCAUAAGCAAGCUUUGGAACAGGUUUCUGCGAAGCAUGAGGAGCUUCAAUCGAAGUACAACGGGCUCCUUCUGUCCAUGAAAAAGGUGGAGGCGGAGCUCGAGAUUGCAAAGGCCAAAUUCGGGGAGCUUUCGGAGAGAGACCGCCGGCAGCAGUCGGACUUGGCUGACAACAAGAAGGAGCUGGAGCUUGUUGCCGUUGAGAAGCGGGAGCUUGAGAAGAAACUCAACGAUACGGUUGAAGAUCUGCAGAAGAAACAUAUGGCAUCGCUUACACGGGUAGAGGCGGAGCUGGAGAGGGUCAAGGCCAGAAACGAGGAACUUUUGGAGAGACAGCAGCAACAACAGGCCGACCUGGCCGACAAAAAGAAGGAACUGGAUCUAGUCUCGCUCGAGAAAAGUGACAUCGAGAAGAAACUCAAGGAUCAAAUCGAAGAGCUGCAGAGUAAACUCGAGAGCCAGAUUGAAAAGAAGGCGGCCGAAGCACCACCUGAUGCCAAGAAGACAUACGCGAAAAGGAAGAGAGUUCAAAGCACGGCCACAAAGGAGGCAACGCCCAAAACCAAGCCCAGAGCUAGCAGCCGAAAGAAGCCGACCAAAAAACAGAUUGUGAGCUUGAAUGACGACGAUGACGAUGACGAUGGCAACGAUCUGUUUGGAGAGGGAUGCCUAGACCCUUACGCUGACGAUCCCUACGCAUUCGGCUAGUCCCAAAAGGAUCAAAGUGGAGCAGCCGUGAUGAAUGACGAGCUGAGAAGCUCCCAUUUCUACUCGAGAAAAAAAUUCUUCCGUGCAAGGCGAAAGAUUCUUUGUUCUGGAAGUUUAGAGUAAGCCACUCACUGUUUUCGUUGAUGAAACUUUGUGUACAGGACAAAGGAAAAAGAGAGAACAACCUUCUA